GUACAUUGGCAACCCUCGCUUACUGUGUGCACAAGAAAAUGCAAAGAAAAAAAGAGAGAACAGCUGACUCUUUACAUUAAAAACAACCGAAAAACUUCGAACUUUUCCAACUUCAUUGGCAAGAUGCUUGCUGGAAGACCUCUAAACCUUCUAAAAUGUAGUUUACUUGGAGCUAAACACAUUUGCAAUACACAAACAACAAAUCCGGCCAAUGCUAAUAGAAACUUAUGGGCGUACGUUGCAAUUGCUUUCAACCGUGUAGAUAUAGAUCGACAGAGAUUAGUGGGUGCUGAUCGUCUUUGUGCAGAAUGGGUUAUAAAGAACGGUGGCGGCAUUUGUACGGUAGAUGCUCCAAGCCGCCUUAUCAAAGACUACAACAUACUACCUCCAGAACAUUACAGGUUCAAAGUGAAAGUUGUUGAUGGUUCUGGUGCCUCACUAAUGAAAAUCGGGUUGGAUCACUUCAAGGGUUGCAAUCACAUCGAUACCGUUAUCUUUCACAAAUGUAAACACCUGGAAUCGGAUGGUUUAAAUGGCCUUGUCCACCUCAAGGAAACACUAAAGUCACUGCAAAUAUCGGAAUGUGAUAACAUUAGUGACGAUGGUCUGGCAGUUAUUGAAGAAAUAAAAAAUCUCCAAGAGUUGCGCAUAUUCAAUAUGCGUUAUGUAAAAAAUAUCGAUGACGUUAUACAGAAAUUUAAAAAAGCAUUGCCAAAAUGCCGCAUUGAAACAACGGAAAAGGCUGACGAGAAAUAGGCUGAUUGUCUGUUUUAAUUAAAAAUUCUUUUUAAUUUAUUAACAUUAUUUAUUGCAUAGAAUAGUUAAGCAUAUACGAAAUACAGACAAAAAUUGAA
Messenger RNA from Musca domestica (house fly), 854 nucleotides. Its product is annotated as ATP synthase subunit s, mitochondrial-like. Bases 124 to 756 code for a protein of 210 amino acids. Lineage: Eukaryota; Metazoa; Arthropoda; Insecta; Diptera; Muscidae. The transcript has a single exon. The record is from RefSeq and is a predicted model, not a curated record.